This is a messenger RNA of Daucus carota subsp. sativus, 1907 nucleotides long. RefSeq lists its product as uncharacterized. The transcript is spliced from 4 exons. Lineage: Eukaryota; Viridiplantae; Streptophyta; Magnoliopsida; Apiales; Apiaceae. The coding region runs from base 1037 to 1777 and encodes 246 amino acids. The record is from RefSeq and is a predicted model, not a curated record.
AAGAAGGUUGUCACUUGUCAUGCACUUGUGCAGACUAUAUGUGGUUUGAUAUGUAUUUUUGCAAGAACUACAGACAGAAGGUGUUAAGGGCUAUAUCAAGAAUAAAGAUAUUCACGAUAUGUAUUCAUUCCGAUUUGUCAAUCGUAAGUAUCACAUUAUUAUGUUUUAUGUCUUGUACUUAUGCUUAAUAUAUAUAAGGUUUUUCAAUGGCACCAAAAUUUAUGAAUUUGGAUAUUUUUCUAUGGCACCAAAAUUUAUGAAUUUGGAUAUUUCUAUUGGCUUACCUUCUAUAAUAAUGGUGAACCCCCUGCAAUUACAACAAUCACACCAAUCAAAAACCUCCAAUUUUAUAAAUGUUAGUGCUUAGCAUGCGCUCAUGGGCACACACUAGACAAACUCAUAUAUAUAUAUAUAUAGGGAUAGGAUCAAAUAAAAACUUUUUUAAGUUACAAACUUACAAACUUUUUUUUAUUCUCCCAUCGUGUUAAUCCUUAGUUUUAUAAAGUAUCCAUGUUGAAAAUUUUUCAAAAAACAUCACAAUUUUUAAAAAUAACGCAUAAAUAAAUCGCGUUUUCAACACAUUUAUAACUGGGGUUCAACAUCGGGUGUUGAACACUAAUUAUCGUUGUGUUGAAUAUAUCUAAAAAGAUGUUUAAACUAUACCUCUAGGAUUUGGGUAGGGUCUAAAACAUAAAUAUUAGUUAUAUAACAUGUUUACCUUAGUUUUUACAUUUAAAAAUUGGUUUAUGUACUUCUCCACCACUAUUUUAAUCGAUGUUCUUCACACACAAGGGUCCAUGCAUCUUGCUAUUGGAUUCACUUAACUGGGGGAGACAGCUUUGAGCAAAAAGUUAGAGAGUAUGGUCCUCAAUUUAGAGUUUUUUAAAGUGUUUUUUUAACUUAAUUAUAUUUUGGUUUCUGAUACUUAUUAUGUAAAAAUAAAUGUAAUUGCUCAGAUUUUUGAUGGAUUUAUAUGCAAACGAAAAGUGAGAAGUGAGUGAAGACCUCAUUAACAGGAUUCCGUUUAAAGUGACCAAUGUUCCCCAGCAGCAAGAUGCUGAAUAAAGAUUGGUUCAGCCGCAACGAAAUUGAUUCAUUUUGUGAGAUUCUUCUUUCUCUUGACAGUGAAACAGGCACUUGCAAUAAUACGUGUUCAGAAUCGUCAGCUGCCAGUGAUAGUGGAGUCCAGAUUAUUGAUGAUUUACACACUGGAAUGGAAGUUGGUUACCCUGUCAAAGUUGACAAUGGAGAUAAUAAUGAAACAGAAAUGGACAAAGAUGAUGAUGAGAAACAAGAACAAAAAGAUACAGGGAAUGGACUAGAAAAAGAUGAUGAGAACAAAAGUCCCAAAGCUGAGCUUGUAGCUCGUAAUACUGAUAGUUCAGAGUCUCCUGCUGCUGACAAAGAAGAAUAUCGCAAGACGGAUAAAAAAUGUGAUGCACCUGUUGGUCUGAAUAAAAAAUCUUCAAAAAAAUCCGGCAGAAAAGGAAGUAAUCAGAAAACUGUCCAAAAACCACGACGUGUCUGGAACACAUCUCCCUCGUCAGAUUCUGAUACACUUGAACCUCCUUUGAAGAGAUGUACAGGCAAAGAUUGUGGAAAUAAGGCGAAGAAAGAGGUAAAUGCUUCAUUAGAUACUAAUGGCCGCAAUCUUGAUGAAUCCACUAGCAUGCCGACUGAAGAACCUAUUCAAAAAGAGAUAUCAGCUUCGUCUGGCAUAUCUUUGUUUGUUGAUUUCACACAAUACGGACCACUCCCUUUUAUACGACGUCCAUGAAAAUUUAGGAAGAGAAGGAGCUAGUUCAGUGAUGGCUAGGGAUGGUAGACUUAUAUAUUGUCAGGAUUAAUAUUGAGAACUAUAUAUGUUUUGGUCAUUUGUCUCAAGUAUUACAACAAAUUUUUCUUAA